AUGGCAAAGCAGCGAUCGGGGCGGAUGGACUCGGCGCUGGAUAUCAGACCUGAGACCAUGUUUCUGAGCGGACAUGGUACGUUCGCUGCCUACAGGCAUCGCAUCGGAAAAGCUGCCUCUCCUCACUGCGGAGCUUGUGGCGAUGUAGAGGAUGCCGGGCACGUACUAUUGGAAUGCGACCGACAUGCGGCACUGAGAACUGAGACGGAAGCCAUCACAGGACCUCUGACUGAGGGAAGCCUCAUCACGGUUAUGCUGCGUGAUGAGCACUGCUGGAAAGCUGUUGACCAGCUGUGUCUCGACAUUCUUAUUGAAGUCGACGAGGUAGUGGCCGCAAGACGUAAUAGAACUAUGUAA
Messenger RNA from Sitophilus oryzae (rice weevil), 357 nucleotides. RefSeq lists its product as uncharacterized. Bases 1 to 357 code for a protein of 118 amino acids. Lineage: Eukaryota; Metazoa; Arthropoda; Insecta; Coleoptera; Curculionidae. The record is from RefSeq and is a predicted model, not a curated record. The transcript is spliced from 2 exons.